AUGGCAGUGAAUCGACAGCCAAGUAUUCAAAAAAGUCGAAAAUUAGUCGUUGUUGGUGAUGGAAUGUCUGGUAAAACCUGUCUUUUAUUUGCAUUUAAAAACGAUGAAUUUAGUUCUGAUCAUGUACCAACUAUUUUCGAUACAUAUGUAGCAGAAAUUGAAGUUGAUGGAAAAACUGUAUAUAAAUAUGAAAUUAUCUUUCGAAAAAUUAGUUUUAAUAUUUUUGUUUACAGGUUGAUUU
Molecule: messenger RNA, 241 nt
Organism: Adineta steineri
Lineage: Eukaryota; Metazoa; Rotifera; Eurotatoria; Adinetida; Adinetidae
Source: the annotation of a GenBank genome assembly